AUGAAUAUUGAAAACAAAUCUAAUGAUCAAUCCUAUCAUUAUAUUUAAGACAUUGAUAAUAAAGCAAACAAUGAUAAAAAAUUCCUUGGAAUGAGUAUCAAGAAGAGAUAUAGCAUAGCCAAUGUACUGGCAAUUCCUCUAAUUCAAGUUAGCCUAACAAUUUCUGUCUUUUUUUUUACUAUUCAAGUUAUUUUCCUAUUGAGAGAUCCACUUUACUAUAAUAUCCCCUAAGAGAACAUUGGUAUUGUAAGCAGCGACAUUAUUUUUUAUUCGAUGUUUACUUAAUUGAUAGCGGUUAUAACUUUUGGAUAUAUCUAUGACAUCUACGGAAGAAGAAAAUCAAUUACAUUAAAUGUUUUGGGGGUUGGCUUUGUUUUAAUAAUGAUGCCAAUAGGAGCACCAAAUGUAUAUCCUAUAACUUACAUAGUAAGAGCUAUUUUUACAAUUGUUACUGUGGGAUCAACUUAGCAUCCAUUAAUAAAUGACUAUGUAAAAAAUGAUUCAAGAGGUAAAGCUAGCGCACUCCAAGCUUUUGGUACAAUCUUCGGUGAUAUGCUAAAUUAUUUCGCUAUAUUGCCUUCAAUCUCUGGAUUGAAAGUAGGGCAAUAGUUUUAGUUCGUUGGUACAUUAUUUGUAGUAAUUGCUAUUAUUCUCUGGUUCAUUGUUAAAGAACCAUAUGUCUAUUCUAUCAGAGGAAAGUCAGCAAUUCAGAGACAUUUGAUAACUUCAAAUGAAAGCUUAUAGUUUGAAAAGGUUUACGAGGAUGAGUAAGCAUUUACUAAAGCUAAAAAGCUUACUAAGCAAAUAAUUUGGUAAUGUUCUCAUAAAAGUAUUAUUCUAAUGUGCUUCUUUGCAAAUAUUAUAAUCAGGGCAAAUAUUAUUAUGCUUUCAAGCUACAUGACUUUGUGGACAUCUAGUUUCAUUGGAACUGCUUAUAUAAAAGAUUCUUAGCAAGCCUAGGAAAUAGUACAAAACUACAGCAUCUACUCUACUUUGACUAUCUUAAUUUUAAUUAUCCCUUUGGGUUACAUAGCUGAUAAAUAUAAGUACAAGCACUUGAUGGCAUUCUUCACAAUACUUAAAAUAUUUUCAAUCUAUUGCUUCUUUUAAUUGACAAACCCUAAUUCGAUAGGAACAAAAAUCGUGUAUAUCACUAUGUUUAUUACUCAUUCAGCAUAGAAUAUAUUGACAGAUGCUGUUUUUUCAAAAAAUCUUCCUAAAGAUAUUAGAGGCUCAUUGACAGGAGCAUAUCAAUUAAUCGGAACUAUUGGAAUUCUGGCAUUUACAAAAGCAGGAGCAUACUUAUACAAUGAGUUCGGACCAUCUUACCCAUUCCUAUUUGUAGCCUUCAUUGAUGGACUAUUUCUAUUUGCUCUUGGAAUUUUAGUAACCUUUACUAAUUUUAAUCAUUGA
This is a messenger RNA of Stylonychia lemnae, 1413 nucleotides long. Lineage: Eukaryota; Ciliophora; Spirotrichea; Sporadotrichida; Oxytrichidae. The record is from the annotation of a GenBank genome assembly.